UGUGGACGUGGUUUUGCUAGGCUCUUCAACUUGAAGUCCCACGCUGCCACUCACGACCCGGUCAGGACCAAGCCUUACCCAUGCCCUCAUGCAAGUUGUCCGAGAUCCUUCUCGCGCUUGCAUGAUCUCGAGAGGCACAGGCAAGGAGUGAGUCGGGUUCUGCCAGAUCGACUCGAACAUCGCUAA
Messenger RNA from Filobasidium floriforme, 186 nucleotides. RefSeq lists its product as uncharacterized. The record is from RefSeq and is a predicted model, not a curated record. The transcript has 2 exons. The annotation marks the transcript as partial. NCBI's taxonomy places the organism in Eukaryota, Fungi, Basidiomycota, Tremellomycetes, Filobasidiales, Filobasidiaceae.